AUCCCCACGAGAUCCGGACCAGCCGUCACCUAUCUGACUGCCCUCUCAUGUGUUCAAUCGAAGGAUCAACCUGCUGGAUUUACAGUCUCACUGUAGCUGGACAGAAUACAUAGGCAAAGGAAAAAAAAACUAAAAUCAGGAUUUUCUCAGCAAACAAACAGACGCCUCAAAAAAUGAGACUUGCCAUGAGUUUUAGGAGCUCCUGAGAUAAAAAGCUAACAGACAGCAGGUGCAGAAAGACGACCACUUAUCAUCAGACACCAUGCGGGUUUGGAUUGCGACACAACAGGGAGCGAGGGGACGCUGGCAUCAGAAAAAGAUGGAGAACCAGGAUGAGAAAUACCAGGGAAAAUGCAAAGGUCUAUCUGAUUAUUAUUAUUUUUUUAAUGAACAAGGAAAUAAAAAAGCCAAACCGAACCUUGCACACUCCACCGUGGCGCUGGUAGAGCCGGACUCAGAGGAAAGGGAUCCAUGGGAUCUGCCAGAAAUAAAGGACACAGGAGUCCCGUGGUCAGCUCUGGACACCAGAGGCAAGGCCCUGAGAGUUCUGGUGUCGGUGUUGAAGCUGAUUCUGCUGCUGGGCCUCCUCUACAUGUUCAUCUGCUCCCUCGACAUCCUCAGCUCAGCCUUUCAGCUUGCUGGAGGUAAAACAGCAGGUGAAAUCUUCCAGGACAGCUCGGUGCUGUCCAACCCCCUGGCUGGUUUGGUCAUUGGUGUUCUGGUUACUCUGCUGGUCCAAAGCUCGUCCACUUCCUCCUCUAUAGUGGUCAGCAUGGUCUCCGCUGGCAUUUUAACAGUGCAGAUGGCCGUCCCCAUCAUCAUGGGCACCAACAUCGGCACCUCUGUAACCAACACGCUGGUUGCCAUGACGCAGGCUGGUGACCGCAGCACCUUCCGCAGGGCGUUUGCUGGGGCUACGGUGCAUGACUUCUUUAACUGGCUCUCUGUUCUGGUGCUGCUGCCUCUGGAAGCUGCCACUGGGUAUUUGUACAUCCUCACUAAGCUCAUCAUCGACUCCUUUCAUAUCCAGAGCGGGGAAGCCCCAGACCUGUUAAAUGUGAUCACUGACCCCCUGACUGAGUCCAUCAUACAGCUGGACGAGUCUGUCAUCAGAGACAUCGCCAUUGGAAUCCCAGAAGCCAAAAACAAGAGUUUCAUUAAGAAAUGGUGCCAGACCUACACCAAUACAACCUUAAAGAACAUGACGGUUUCUGGGCCAGAGAACUGUACGGCGCCGUCUCUCUGCUGGGUCGAUGGGAACACCACCAUCACACUGAAAAAUAUGUCUGAGACUUAUUACAUAAAGAAAUGUCAGCACCUCUUUGUGGAUGUGAAUCUGACUGAUCUGGCCAUUGGUCUGAUCCUGUUGGCUCUGUCUCUGCUGGUUCUCUGUUCCUGCUUGGUUCUGAUUGUCAAGCUGCUAAACUCCAUGUUAAAGGGACAGGUGGCUCUAGUCAUCAAGAAGAUCAUCAACACUGAUUUCCCAUUUCCCUUUGGCUGGGUCACGGGUUACAUCGCCAUCUUAGUCGGAGCAGGAAUGACCUUCAUUGUGCAGAGCAGCUCGGUGUUCACGUCGGCCAUCACUCCACUUGUUGGCAUUGGUGUCAUCAGCAUAGAGCGGGCAUACCCGCUGUCUUUAGGCUCAAAUAUUGGGACUACCACCACGGCCAUACUGGCGGCCAUGGCUAGUCCAGGAGACAAGCUGGCUAACGCGCUGCAGAUUGCCCUCGUGCACCUCCUUUUUAACCUCUCUGGCAUCGUUCUGUGGUACCCCAUCCCCUUCACCCGCUUCCCCAUCCGACUGGCUAAAGGUCUGGGGAAUAUCACAGCCUCCUACCGCUGGUUUGCUGCCGUCUACAUCAUCGCCUGCUUCUUCGUUUUGCCGCUCUUCGUGUUCAGCCUGUCUCUGGCUGGGUGGCAGGUGCUGGUGGGCGUUGGUGUUCCUCUCAUUGUCGUGUUAGUCUUCAUUGUGGUGGUCAACGUGCUGCAGAAACGAAGACCUGACUUCCUCCCUGCAGCUCUGCGUUCCUGGGACUUCCUUCCUCUCUGGGCCCACUCUCUGGCUCCCUGGGAUAAAGUGGUGGGUGUGUGCACAGCCAAAUGCUGCUGCUGCUGCAAAUGCUGCCAAGGUACAAACGAGGAACAUGAAGAACAAAAGUCUGUGUUAAAUGGCACAAAAGUACACAAGGCGGUGUAUGAUAACCCUGCAAUGAGUGUGGAAAAGGAAGUGGAAAAUGAGAUAAAGAUAGAGCUAAAUAUUCUAAAAAAGACCCAGCUUUGAGAUUUUAUAUUUAUUCAGAGUGAUUUUGUAUGAUGCAGAGAAUACUGGUCAUGACCCAUGAUCUAAGAAUUUAAAAUGUACUUAUUUGGUCACUCCUAAUUUAUAUUUUUAUACAACGUGAGGAAUGGUGACAAGUCCUUUAUUGUUAAUGCUUAGCUGCAGUGGUCCAGAAAUAAUUAGGAGUCCAUCAAAAGACCAAAACCAACAUGAUCUGUCAGCACUGUCCAUCUCACCCUCUCUUAUGAAGCCUUUACUUGAGUUUCGUCAUGAAGUGUGUGCCUAAAACUGAAGAAUUGGUGAGACGUGAAGCCGCAAAGCUCUUAGAGCUUUUGGCUUAUGCAAUACAAACCAAAUAAAACAUUUAUGGAUCUGUA
Nothobranchius furzeri (turquoise killifish) is the source of this 2655-nucleotide messenger RNA. RefSeq names its product solute carrier family 34 member 2a (gene slc34a2a). Gene Ontology annotation, cellular component: vesicle; apical plasma membrane; brush border. Gene Ontology annotation, biological process: sodium-dependent phosphate transport; intracellular phosphate ion homeostasis. The record is from RefSeq and is a predicted model, not a curated record. Gene Ontology annotation, molecular function: sodium:phosphate symporter activity. NCBI's taxonomy places the organism in Eukaryota, Metazoa, Chordata, Actinopteri, Cyprinodontiformes, Nothobranchiidae.